UCGAACCCUUCUGCCGUUCGUGUGCACCUGGAUGGGGUCCAUAAAUAUAGAAGGCCUCUUCAUCUUCCUAUUCUCCUUUCUCUAAACCGCCGCUUCUGUUCUGAUCUGCUCCCCGAAACUACUAAAACAAAUCGAAGUGGGGAACAGACAAGAGAGAAGGGAGAUGGCGGAGGCGGUGGCGGUGGCGUACGAGGAGCAACGGCGGAGGCAGAUAGAAAUGAACAAGCGGAAGCUGGAGGAGCUGCAGCUCCACCACCUCUCCGCCGCCGUCAGAGAGGCCGCCGCCGCUGCCAAACCCUCGUCGGCCAAGAAGCGGAAGGCGCCGGUGCCGCGGGACGCCGCCACGGAGCCGCCAAGGCGGUCCGACCGACUCGCCAACCUCCCUGAGAAGCCAAUGUACCGCGAGGUCAGGGUGAACUUGCCAUUUCCGGAGGGCAGCAAGUCCAAUGCGCGGGUGCCGCUGGACGCUGCCAACUCCGUGGUGGUGGAGCCACUACGGUGGUCCGACCGACUCGCCAACCUCCCCAAGAAGCCCAUGUACCACGAGGAUUCGGACGAGGAGAGGAGCUACGCCAUCUCUAAGGCUGAGGAGCUGGUGCAAGAGCUGGGCUCCAGCUUCCCCAUCUUCACCCAGCCCAUGACACUGUCCCAUGUCUCCGGAGGCUUCUGGCUGGGCCUCCCGAAGCAUUUCUGCCGGGAGCACCUGCCUAAGAGUGAUGAGACGAUCACCUUGGUGGAUGAGGAGGAUGACGAGUCAGACACGUUCUACCUUGCAAUGCAGGCUGGCCUCAGCACUGGAUGGAAAGAGUUCGCCAUCCAGCACAAGCUGCUUGAUGGAGAUUGCUUGGUCUUCCAACUGAUUGAGCGGACAAAGUUCAAGUGUUGCAGGUCUACAUAAUUCGAGCAACUUUGUACUUCGAAAGUGAUCACUGAUGAAACUAGUAGCUUCUAAUAUGGUUAUUGGAGCACGGGUAAAACUUGACCUUCAUUGUUUAAAAUGGUUGAAUAAGAGUUUCAUACUUCUGUUUUUUUUCGGAGGGUGCAAAUUCUCCCAUUUCCAUAUUGGGUUUGAACUUUCAGCUUUUUGAUCGCUAAACAUCAAUGUUUAUAAUCUCACUUCCAUUAAUUAUGAAAAUACAAGGGCCUAUGCUGCUUCAGUGAGCAGGGGCGGACCCAGUCCAACAUUUGAGUGGGGGCCUAAAUAGAGGCUAAAUGACUACUAGACCUUUGUAGCUACACUAAAAUGUCCACUGAAACUAGAAAAUUGAGUGGGGGCCUGUGCCCCCGCUAAGCCCAACGUGGGUCCAGUGAGGUUAUCUUGAUCUCACAUUGCAAAGCCAAUAUAUUUUGGGUGGAUGGCUUCCUUUUGUCCAAGCUAUUUGACCAAUGUUUGAUAGGCGAAUGCAUGAACUGAGCAAGUACUAGAUGGUAUGGUGACUCUUUCGACUGAUGUAGAUUUUUUUUUUGUUGUACCAUUGCCUUCUCCUUUCCAGAUACAUUUCGUUUCAUUGGUACAUGAACUCUGUGCUCCACCUUUCUCUUGUAGGUUCCUAGUAGUAGUCUACACAAUUUCAUUUCUGUAUUUUUUGGGUAAAAUAGUACUUUUUCAGAAAUUUUAGUAGGAUAAUUGUUUGUUGAAGGCAUAUUGUCGUAGCUGUUGUUGGAAGCUCUGAUAGCUUGGCACAUUGUCUUCUUAUUCUUUAUUUGACAUGUCUACAGUUGAACCAAGAGAUGUUUGUUUCUAAAACUUACUGUACAUCCAUUGCAAGUGACUCUCCUUGUUUCACUUCUGACUGUCCUGUAGAAAUUACUGAAGGUACACAAUUUUGAGGAUGGUGAAUAGCUGUCCUGAUGUGAACAUGUUUCCUUGUUCCUUCACUCAGUUAUGAGGCAGUUGCGUUGGACAAGCUCUCAUCUGGAAUUUGCUCGGCAUCUUGAACUUUUUGGGUGGCAGAAAGUUAGCUGAUAUAUAAAUGUUUACUUAACCUAGUAUCUAGUUAUUUAGCAGCUGCUAAUUUGUGUAAUUGGGCUUACCAAUUGCACGGUUCAGAAACCUGCACUAUGUAAGGGGAUGUUGAUGGCAAUUGACCUCAUUUUAUAAAUGAUUGAUGUCUGUCCAUAUUUCUCUUGGAUCAA
Messenger RNA from Zea mays, 2136 nucleotides. Its product is annotated as B3 domain-containing protein. Gene Ontology annotation, molecular function: DNA binding. The transcript has 5 exons. The coding region runs from base 164 to 898 and encodes 244 amino acids. The record is from RefSeq and is a predicted model, not a curated record. NCBI's taxonomy places the organism in Eukaryota, Viridiplantae, Streptophyta, Magnoliopsida, Poales, Poaceae.